Molecule: messenger RNA, 1046 nt
Organism: Aspergillus saccharolyticus JOP 1030-1
Lineage: Eukaryota; Fungi; Ascomycota; Eurotiomycetes; Eurotiales; Aspergillaceae
Exons: 2
Coding region: 100-1017 (305 amino acids)
Biological process (GO): ubiquinone biosynthetic process
Cellular component (GO): mitochondrial inner membrane
Molecular function (GO): lipid binding
Source: RefSeq, a predicted model, not a curated record
UCUUCCAACCACCACCACUACUUUUUGCUCAACUUGCCUCCAUACCCUCUCCGAUUCAACAAUCGCGAAAACGAAAGAAAGAAACACUCUCCUGAAAAGAUGACCCGUCCAACCUCCCUCCUCACUCUUACCCGGAGAGGACUCUUCCAUCCCUCCACCCCCCGCACCGCACUUCCCCUGGCGCCCUCAGCUCCCCGUAACCAUCUCCGCCAAUGCCAACCCCAAUCGCAAAUCCACACCACAACCACCCAACCCAACUCGCUCACAACUCCUCGCCUCUCUCAAAAAACAAGUCCAAAACUAUCGCCUAAGCCCCGCGCCUACCAUUCCGACCACCACCCCACUCAGCCCCACGACUACACCAACUCGCAAACCACCAUCCUCUCCGCCGCCCUCCACCACGUCCCCACGCACGGCUUCUCCCGCGACGCCCUCACCCUCGGCUGCCGCGACGCCGGCUUUCUCGAUGUCUCUGUGCAGCUCCUCCCGCGCGCCGAGUUCGAUCUGAUCCUCUUCUGGCUCGCCAGCCGCCGCGGCCUCCUCCGCUCCAAGGUCGAAUCCGACGGCCUGUUGCUCCCAUCCUCCACCGGCGGUGGCCCCGUGCUCUCCGUCGACGACAAGAUUCAGAUCCUGUUGAUGGAACGCUUGCGCAUGAAUGCGGAGGUCAAGGAUCAGUGGCAGGAUGCAUUGGCGGUCAUGUCCCUCGGUGAAAACAUCCCCCUCUCGCUCUCCGAACUCCACGCCCUGGCCGACGAUAUCCUCAAUCUGGCCGGCGAUAAAUCCGUCGAUGCCUCGUGGUAUUCGAAGCGCAUGGCGGUGGCGGCCGUGUACGCCGCCUCGGACUUUGUCAUGACCCGCGACACGAGCGCCGGACUGCGCGACACGGAGGAGUUCGUGGCGCGCAGAUGGGCGGAUGCCCGCGCUGUCGGGAAUAAGCUUACGGGGGUGAGGGAGUGUUUGGGGUUCAUGGGGUCGACGGCGGUUGGGUUGGGGCGGAGUUGGGGGUUGAAGAUCUAAAGAGAGAGAGACAACGGACUCUUUAAGCA